GUGCCUUCUAAGUCCACGAGGGUGAUAAAGGUGUAUGAGCCGCUCUUAAAGGAGAAGAAGAAGACCAAUGCCAUGGAGAAGUUUUACGAGACUCAGAGGGCUAGGCUAGACCCUACCGGAUGGAGAUCGUCUCUGCUGAAGUCUGUGCGUCCAGGUGAUGUUGUCAGAGUGAUGUACACUUCCCGUGCGAUCCCACCGUUUGUUGGACAAGUCAUUGCGAUGAGUAAGAAACAGCUGGACACCAACAUCACGCUGAGAAACCAGGUGAGUAAAGUUGGUGUGGAGGUCAAGGUGAAGCUGUACAGUCCACUGGUGAGCAGAAUCGACGUUAUCAGAAAGCCACAUGCUUAUAAGAAGAGAAACAGACAGUACUACAUCAGAGGUAACAGAUUGGACGUUGGUGAUUUGGAGGCAUCCUUGAGAAAGAGA
Williopsis jadinii is the source of this 429-nucleotide messenger RNA. It is a transcript of the gene IMG1, whose product is annotated as mitochondrial 54S ribosomal protein bL19m. Lineage: Eukaryota; Fungi; Ascomycota; Saccharomycetes; Phaffomycetales; Wickerhamomycetaceae. Gene Ontology annotation, biological process: translation. The record is from RefSeq and is a predicted model, not a curated record. Gene Ontology annotation, cellular component: mitochondrial large ribosomal subunit; ribosome. Gene Ontology annotation, molecular function: structural constituent of ribosome.